This is a messenger RNA of Peromyscus californicus insignis, 9226 nucleotides long. RefSeq names its product ALX homeobox 4 (gene Alx4). The coding region runs from base 108 to 1307 and encodes 399 amino acids. Gene Ontology annotation, biological process: regulation of transcription by RNA polymerase II. The transcript has 4 exons. NCBI's taxonomy places the organism in Eukaryota, Metazoa, Chordata, Mammalia, Rodentia, Cricetidae. Gene Ontology annotation, molecular function: DNA-binding transcription activator activity, RNA polymerase II-specific; RNA polymerase II transcription regulatory region sequence-specific DNA binding. The record is from RefSeq and is a predicted model, not a curated record.
CGGAGUACUGCCACCUCCUCCUCGCCUCCCCAACUCCCAGCCAAGGCGCGCGGUGGCGUCCUCGCGCCCUCGCCGGCGCCCCCGCCCGUCGCCCGCGCAGGCCAGGCAUGAACGCUGAGACUUGCGUCUCUUACUGCGAGUCGCCGGCCGCUGCCAUGGACGCCUAUUACAGCCCGGUGCCGCAGAGCCGGGAAGGUUCGUCGCCUUUUAGGGGAUUCCCAGGAGGCGACAAGUUCGGUACAACUUUUCUGUCGGCCGCUGCCAAAGGACAGGGAUUCGGGGACGCCAAGAACCGGGCCCGCUACGGCGCGGGGCAGCAGGACCUGGCGGCACCGCUGGAGAGCAGCGCCGGGGCGCGGGGCUCCUUUAACAAGUUCCAGCCGCAGCCACCCACUCCGCAGCCGCCGCCUGCUCCGCCCGCGCCGCCGGCGCAUCUCUACUUGCAGCGGGGCGCCUGCAAAACACCCCCUGACGGCAGCCUCAAGCUUCAGGAAAGCAGCAGUGGCCACAACGCGGCCUUGCAGGUCCCCUGCUACGCCAAAGAGAGCAACCUGGGUGAGCCAGAGUUGCCCCCCGACUCGGAACCCGUGGGCAUGGACAACAGCUACCUCAGUGUGAAGGAGACAGGGACCAAGGGGCCCCAGGACCGGGCAAGUGCUGACAUCCCAAGCCCCCUGGAGAAGACCGACUCGGAGAGCAACAAAGGCAAGAAGCGGCGGAACCGUACCACCUUCACCAGUUACCAGCUGGAGGAGCUGGAGAAAGUCUUCCAGAAGACACACUACCCUGAUGUGUAUGCGCGCGAGCAACUGGCUAUGAGGACCGAUCUCACCGAGGCCCGUGUGCAGGUUUGGUUCCAGAACCGGAGGGCCAAGUGGCGGAAGAGGGAGCGCUUUGGGCAGAUGCAGCAGGUCCGGACCCAUUUCUCCACGGCCUAUGAGCUGCCUCUCCUCACUCGAGCGGAGAACUAUGCCCAGAUUCAGAAUCCGUCCUGGAUUGGCAACAAUGGGGCUGCCUCUCCCGUGCCAGCCUGUGUGGUCCCCUGUGACCCAGUGCCUGCCUGCAUGUCCCCUCAUGCUCACCCUCCUGGCUCUGGAGCCAGCAGCGUCUCCGACUUCUUGAGUGUCUCCGGGGCUGGCAGUCACGUGGGCCAGACACACAUGGGCAGCCUGUUUGGAGCAGCUGGCCUCAGUCCGAGCCUCAAUGGCUAUGAGAUGAACGGCGAGCCAGACCGCAAGACCUCGAGCAUCGCUGCACUGCGCAUGAAGGCCAAGGAACACAGUGCGGCCAUCUCUUGGGCCACAUGACAGGGCCCCUCCUGCCAGUCCUGAUGCCGUGCUCUUCCCUGGGGUCUUGGCCACGUCCCUGCUUCCCAGGCCCCAAACUUCCCACUUGACUCUCCUCUUAGGAACCCGGCCUGGCCCAGGGGCCUGGCCCUCAGCACUUUCAGUCACCCCAAGUCUGAGGCCCCAGGGACUGCUGGGAGGAAGGGGGUGGCAGGCCCUUGUCCCUCCCUAGCACUGAGGCCUUGAGCCCUGCUCCCUGCCAAAGGCAGUGGAGAAAGCCAGGUGGCUCUGUGUGUAGCUUUGCAUCAUGUAAGCUGAGGCCCUCUCUCUUCGUGUUCCUUCACCCUUCCAUUUGACUUGAGUCAAAGUUAGGCUCCCCUCCAGACCUAACAGCAGUCCAGCCUUGUCCAGCCGUCCUUUCUUCUGUGUGGUCCCCUGGUCACUCGGCCUAUGGCUGUGUGUCUUAAGUAACAAGCUGCCUUCCAGAAUCAGCUCCUGACCCCUUCUGCCCUUCCCCCCGACAAAAGCACAUGGAACCCCACCUUCUUUAUCCAAGGCAUCCGAUCAUCUGCCCAUCCAAGGGACCUUGUGGCUGUGGCUUGACUGUCCCCUGUGAUGGAUGUACCUGGGGAAAGUGGGAGGUGAGAUGAGGGGACAGAACUGGAGGAUGCUGUUGCUGUCCACCCAUAAGGAUGACCAAGCUCCAAGGAGAUGUGGGCCAGCCUUUGAUCCUGAAACUGGUUCUGGUUGACACUGUGGGGGUGGGGUGCCAUGUGUGAAGGGAGGCAAGGACACAGAUGCCCCGCCACCACCACUACUACCACCACACAUGACCAUCAGGAGCCAGAGAAGCUCUCAGAAUGACCGCAAGGAGGAUCCAGUGGGCUGAACCUGGGUACCACCUGGCAUCUUCUGCAGUGGGGAGGUCCCUUGGUCAGCACUGGAGCCUCCUCGGGGCCCCUCUGGUCACUCAUUGGGGCUGCUGAGCAGUGUCCUGGUCUGGAAGAAUUUAAACUUUGGAAGACAUAAGCUAGAGCACAGGGCCAUGGCUCUGGAACAGAGGACAUGUGACCAGCUCAGCCUCCAGCCAGAAUGACUUUUCUAUGCUCAGACUAACCAUCCACCACCAUGGUCCAUCCACCAUCCUACCACAGCAUGACACCUGCCGGAGCUUUCCACACAGGGUAGGUGGACAUCAGUGCCCCUCUAGGCUAAAAGGAGAGCUGCUUUCUAGAUGCCUUCCACAUCCUCUUAGAGAGCCAAUCUUACUUCUUUCCCAGGGGCCAUGGUCUCUGCCUCAGCUGGCCUCAGGAAAGACUCCCAUCAAGGCCCACUCUCCGUGGCAGGAAGUCCUACUGAAGUCAGUCCCCUAUCUGAAGGAAGGGGAUCCCUGUCGACCUGACUUGACCUGGAGCUAGGAACUAGGAUUUGAAAUGGUCCCAGCCCUCACCUGAGCUGGAGCACAGAACCACCCUUGAGGUAGAUCCCUCAAGCAGGUGGCCUUUUCCUGAGGAGACACACUUGCCUUUUCUAGCUUCUGCCUUGACAAUUGUCCGUGAGGUGGGCUGGGCCCACUAGGCCCAGGGUUCUGCUCACUGAUUGGCCUCUCAGGUUGGGCUGAGGACCAAGGACCCCCGCCUUAGAUCUGCCGUAGGUCUCAGUGGGUGAGAGGGAACCACAAACCCCUGUUGUGUGCCCUUGUCUGCUCUGGAACGUAGACAGAGUAAGCUCUCAGUAGAAUGUAGACUCUGGGUUGGCCACCCCUAGUAAGAGUCAGACCUCUUCAGAAACUGUAGUUCUCAAAUAGAUCUUAGGAAGACAAAGAAGGCCUUGGGUAUUGAAUUCAGUGUUCCUGGUGACUUGGCUUUAAUGUUUCAGAUGUUUGGGGAACAAGUUCUCCAGUUCUGGAGUGACUGAAAUAACUCACUCCCUCAGAAUCUAGCAAGAGAAGGAAGAACUUAAGGGCAGAAGCAAUUCCUUGGGGUUCUUCCUCAUGGCUGUCGUGGCUGGGGCAGGGCAAGUGGGGAAACGUGUCCAUACCCUACAUAAUCAGUACAAAGAGUGAAGAACCAGAAAAGCUCAGGAAGAAGGGAGAGUGAGCUUUUGGUAUAUUCUUCUGGAAGGGAGUGACAUAUAACUUCUCUAGGUUUUAUUCCUGGCCAGGCUAGACCCAAGUCAGGCAAAUUCCAACCAAUAAGCUUGAGAAUAAAAAAGUAUAUAGCAAUGGCGGAUUGCUCUCCACCACAGUCAGGAAUUGACAUGCCUCCUAUCAUCUCUCCAGAUGUAGCAAUUUUUACCUACACUGUUCUGGAGGGCCUUGGCGUCAGAUGGUUCCUAGGGCAUCUGGAGAUGCUCUGAGCUCCCACAGGGCCUCCAUCAUGUCUCACAUCUCCUCAGCUGCCCAGGUCCCCUGAAGAGAACUGUGGGGUCCUAUUGUCCCUAGUGGGUCUGUCUUAGCCCCUGGGAUGCCCUAAAGUAACAAAGGCCUCCAUGGCAACCUAGCUUCCUAAUGAGCCAGAUCUUCCAAAGGCACAGCUGUAGAGAGAGGACUCUACCUGCUGGGUGGUCAUUUGCUGGAUAGGCAAACUGAGUAAGCUGAGGCCAGCCUCGCCUGCCAGCACAGUAAGCGGCCACAUCCAGUCCUGGCAGCCUGGUGUAUCACAGAGAGCGGUUACGCCUGUCUCAACGCCUGCCCAUCUCUCCAGGAACCCCUUCCUUCACAGCAUGGGGGCCAAGACUCUGGGGCAGACAGAAAUGUCUCCAAGUUUUUCUUUUAGUUUUUUUUUUUUAAAUUCUUCCUGAUUCUGUUCUCACAACCGUGCCUCCACCUUUAGGAAGCAGGAUGGGUGAAGAUUUAGGCAAAGAGGCAGCAAGAUCCAGGGCUUCCCCAGCACACACUGCCAUGCUCAUGUUGGACACAGCUCUGACACCUCAGCUCCCUGAGGAGACAGAAAGGAUUCCAUGGAAACCGCCAUGUGCCCUUUACACAGUCAAUUGCCCUCUGGGAUAGCCUUGGGCAGAUCAUCUCUGGGGACUCAGAGGAAACCAAGGCCCCAGGUCAAUGGGAAUGACCCUGACUGUCAGGUAUGGAGACAAACAGACCCAGGAGAGGGAGAGUGGCAGGCAACCUUGCCCCCAGGGUGCUAACUAAUAACCAUACAAUUUCAAACCAGGACAAGCUUCCAUUUCUUUCCCUCAGGCCUCCUUCACUGCAAGGAGGCCAUAGGGAAGGGAUCCCACCAGACAGUAUUUCCUAGCCUUCCCUCUCCUUUCUUCACCCUUCACUUACACAUAGAGCUAGGCCUGUAUACUACUGAUUUUGGAGGACCGUUUUCAGUGUCUAAUAACCUGUUUGGGUGUGCAGUGGUCAGAAAAAAAAAGAGAGAGAGAAAGAGAAAACUGAGUAAGAGAUGGAACAUGAACCUCAACCAAAACUCGCUGUUCUUGUAAGAUAUUUUAACCCUGUAUAAAUGCAACUUUUUCUUUAGCUUAAUGGCCUGGGGUGGAACAUUCAAAUAUAUAUAAAUAUAUAUAUAGAUAUAUAAAAUACAUUAAAAUUUCAGAAAAACGCAAAAAAAAAAAAAAUUGAGGUCCGUUCCAUAAAGUUUUACUGCCUAUACCACCAUGUAACUACAUUAUAGCAAAAUAUUAAAAGAAGCAUUCUUUUCUUUUAAAGUAAGUUAUUGCACUUACAUCUUUUGGAGAGGGGAGGAAUGUGGGAAGAAGGGGGCUGAUGGGCUGAGGUGGGCGGAAUGCAAGGCAGAGGCAGCUGACGCUCCCAGCAGCCGCCUCGUCGGGCACAGCCCAGACUGUUUGGUUGUUGUUGUUUGCAAUAAACUCCUUCCUCCUCUCAACUGGAGUCUGUCUGUUUUGUUCCUGACUUAUGACAGAUGAAAUGUGAUCAGAGAGGCCUCUGAAAUCUCACGUUAAUUGAAGUCGGCAAAAAAAUACUAACAGUGCCCUUUUGAACUGCUGACACAGUGCAGGAUGGGUUACCAGGCUAGAUUAACAACAGGUGGCCAGCCAAUCCUCCAGCGCAAAGAGGGGUGCAUGGUCUGACGGGGUCUGGGACACACACACCCUCUGGCUCUUGAGUAGCAGGCAAGUCAGAGGGCCCAGAGAGGCCUAAGCGUGCUUCUUAGACAGUGGGAUGGAUCAUGGGCAAAGCUUCUUGCUCCUCCGUGCCUAGUACAGACUGUGCCAGGAGGGCUUCAUCUGCAGCCAUGCUCCACAUCCCUGAUGUCCCUGAGAACAGUGCUUCUGGAGGCUGUUCUGGAAGCUGGAUGAGGACCAGGGCAUCAGGUCCUGUAACUCUGCACUGAGAGUACAGGGCAGGCCUCUAGGAGAUGCAAGACCCAAGCCUGGCCCUGAUAAUGAGUACCCCGUGGUAGAAAGAGCCUUCCCAGCAGGAAAAAAAAAAAUGCACAAAUAAGUCUGAAAGCCAGACUCUGAGGACAAAGGAUGAAGCAGACAGAGGCUGCAGGACGGGACUCAGAAAGAGGCACUGAGUCUCAGAGCAGCUAGUGUUGAGGGGCAGGGUCGGAAGCACAGGAAUACACCCUGUCUCUGUCUAGUCUACCAAGCUGUGGGGAGGGUUAAUGCAUGCGCUUACAAGCUGGUGUGGCGAAGGGGUGUGAAGAAUGAUGGCUGUUCAUAGCUGUUCUUCCCAGGUUCCCGUUCCAACUAUCUGAACACUCUCUCAGAGAUACCUUAGACUUGUUGCCUUGGGGAGGGAAUUCUGUGUAGCGCAGCUGUUUCAGGUAGACCUGGGAACUUGCUUUAGGAAAUGACAGCUAGCACGCAUUAGGACUGAGGGACACAACAGCAUUUGGACUCUCACCCCAAAUCACAGAACAGCAGCUGAGGCAGAGGCAGGAAAAGGCACAUGUACCUAGAAACCAUGGAGUGCUGUUUCUACCACCCAGCUCUACCUCUUCCUCGGGAGUUAGGCACUUGAAACAAGGGCUGUUUCUCCAGGGAAGUGUAGCUGAAGCUUUUUUGGUUCUGGCUCCUGCAGUCUCAUAGUCUCGCAGCCACUCAGACCCCAGUGAACACACAGAGGCUUAUAUCAAUUAAAACUGCUCGGCCAUUAGCUCAGGCCCACCACUGACAAGCUCUUACACUUAAACUCAGCCCAUUUCUGUUCAUCUAUAAGGUGCCACAUGAUCCGUGGCUUUACCUGUGUGCCAUUACAUGCUGUUCUCUGGAUGGCGGGCUGGCCUCUCCUGACUCAGCCUUCCACUUCCCAGAAUUCUCCAUGUCUGUUUAUCCUGCCUAAACUUCCUGCCUGGCUAUUGGCCAAUCAGUGUUUUAUUUAUAAACCAAUCAGAGCAACACGUUCACAGCAUACAGAACAUCCCACAGCAGGGAAGUCUGGAUUGUGGGAAGAUGGCUGGGUCCUACAUCCCUGGUGACUGAGGGAGUCCAUUCCAGAGACUGGUGCCUCUCAAUACAGUCAUCUCUCAGUAGUCAUGGGGGAUUGUCUCCAGGACCUCUGGAUACCCAAAUCCAAGAUGCUCAAGCCCCUUCUAUGCAAUGGUGCAGCCCCUCCCAAUCUACUUUGAUCAUCUCUGUAUCCUUAGCAAUACUCAAUACAGCAGGAAUGCCAGGUACACGGUAUUAAACUGUACUGUUGAUGAAGUAAUGAUAAGAUGAAGUUAGCACAUGCUCAGUAGUGAGGUAAACCGUCUUUACUAUGUUUGUCCCUCUGUUGAAUCUGCAGGCAAGGAACCUGAGACCAUGAGGGUACUGACUCUACUCUCAGGGAAGAGGGAGGCUGUUGUUGACUAGGGCUCCAGCCCUGUCUGGCUACCCAACUUGGCUCACUGUCCCUCAAACUAUCAGACCUUUCAUUUGUCACCAUCAUUGGGAUUGCUAUGUUUCUGCCUAGAGUGCCUCUGUCCCCUCCUGGCCUUCUUCCACUAAGGGAUCUCCCACUGAUCCUGUGUGUUUCCUUCAGACAAGGCCUCUGUGGAUCUCUGCUUAGUACCCACCCAAGCCAUCUGCUUCCCGGGAGCUGUGUGCAGCAUGGUAUUGGCACAAACCCUAAGGGUAUCAACUCUUAUCUGUGCCUAUCCCACACAACUAAAGACUCUCAGGACCCAGGCUGUGCUCACAUUAGAGUGCAGGUUCUGAGUGAACGAAAUAAGACUUGGAGCUGUGAUUCAGGGUUGGGGAGGAAGGGAGUCAGUACACUUUAUGUCUAGCCAGAAUGGGCCGGGAAUGUAGCUCAGGUGGUGCAGGGCUUCUCUGGCAUGUAUGAAGCCCUGUAGUUCAUCCCUAGCACUGCAUAAAUGAUGACACAUGCUUGUAAUCCCAGCACUUGGGAGGUGGAGGAAGGAGGAUUGCAAGUCCAAGGUCAUCAUUAACUAUAAAGCAAGUUUAAGGCCAGCCUGGGUGACAUGAGACCCCAGAGAGAGAGGGAGGAAGAGGAGGAGGAGGAGGAGGAGGAGGAGGAGGAGGAGGAGGAGGAGGAGGGGGCAGAGGAAGGUGACUCAGGUCUCUGGAGAGCAGCUUGUCAUGAACUCAGAGCCUCAGCUUGACCUGCUGUGUUCCUCAGGAUUCCUGUACAUUUGUGAAGAGCCAUAACAUGACAGGGCAUCUGUCCCCAUUAUUUAUUCCUCCUGGGGUCAAGCCAGCCCAAGGCUAGCUUCCCAUGACAGUGCAACAAGAGUCCUGGCCCAGCAGCAUUCAUCUUGGAGCCUCUCCACUUAGUCUUGGGUUCAAAUCCCAUGUUUCAGUCUCCCUUAGAUAACCCUCGUGCCCCACACCCUCAAAAUCUGCAGAGAGAUUUUUCCUGCCUUGGUGCCAAGCCCAGCCAAAGCUGUUUUUGCCCUGUGCCCCCUGCCUUGCUAUAAGAAACCCUGCCAACCCUGGCCACCAUGAGUGGGUUGGUCCCCAGACAACAGAACGCUUGCUGUGCUGGAGAGAGUGGAGUGGGGGCUAGGGGCGGAGCUCAUCCUCCCAUGGCCCAGAUUUGCAUGCUCAGCAGCUAAGGAACAAUGGACCCUCCACAAAUAGCACAAAUAGCCAGCUCCCCCAAAAUAGGGCUGACUACAGACCCUCUACGUGUUCGUGGCGAGAAGAUGUAAGCCGGCGCCAGAAGACAAUGGGGUGUGAGAGUUGAAAUUUUCCCAGGAAUUCUGUGUGAUUCCAAACAGAUUUUUUUUUUUCCUUUUUAGCUCAACACAGACCAACAGGCUUGAGGAAGGGCAAGCCUGCACACGGAGCUUGGGUUUACGGCCAUGUGCACACCAUGUGUUAAGGUGUUGCCUUGGCUGGUGGGGAGAAAACCCACUGUGAUGCCUGCAUGGGAUCUCCCGGGAGCCCUUCAGGACAUGGCUCUUAGAUGUUCCAGGAUUGGGGGGCGGGGUGCUGCAGGGCUCUUGCCAAAUCUUCUGGGAUGUCUCUUUCAUUUUUUCACAAGUCCCCUCCCCCUCUCUUCUCUGUACCUACAGUGUACCUCUAUUAUUCCCAAGCUCUUUGGGAAAAGUAAUAGGCCCACAUAUACCAUGGGAUGAGAGAAAAAUGAAGAUGAGAGAGAGAGAGAUCAAGAUGGUUGAGAGGAUGGGGCAAGGAUGGAGUGCAGAAUCAGCCCCCAUCUCCCCUCCAACAUAGAUUUACAUGGAGAGCUCUGUCCUGAGGAAAGAAGGGGGAAGCCAGGAAGUCACAAGUGAUGGAUGUCAGAGCUGGUCUUAAAGAUGGCCUCUGCUCUGCUACUUCAGGCCAGACACUAAAAUGUUUUUGUUGCAUGUCCUGCCCCCAUCGACACAGCAGAGACACGGCUGUGAUCCUCUCACAAGGCAGUUACGGAGUCCAAGAGUUGAAAGGUUUGGCACAGUGAGGAGCUGCAGAGACAGGCGAUGCUAUGCAUACAAGAGCUUGCUGCCACCCAAGUGGCUAAGGGCAGGACACCAAAUAUAGGGGGACUGUCACCAAGU